AUCAGUCAGCGGUGUGUGUGUGCGUGUGUGCGUGUGUGUGUGAGUGAAUGUGAGAGAGUUUGGUUAUUAUUUGAUCACAUUUCAGAGAACAUCUCUGAGUUUAAACUAUAGUAGAGUAACGGGAACCUUCCAGAGGAGAACAUGUUCACCUAACGUGACGCUACGAACUCUGAUGAAGCGGGAAAGAAGCCGUUUGCUGCGUAGAGCUCAUGAAAACAAGACGCAUCUACGCAGUUUAACAUCUUUAUCGACACCGAGCGGAUAAGCUGAAGUUCGGCUUUAUUUUAAGAAAACAGCGCAAGCUGUAGAUGUUUCAGUCAAAUAUGCUCUGUGUAGGUGGCUGGGUUAACAGCUAAUGAACUGCUAACCGUCAUUUAAAUAACAUUAAAGUAGCUAAUUAGUGGUGAUUAGCUGCUUGGUGUAAAAUGCUGAAGACUCUGACCAAAGAGCUGAGGAGACAUUCCCUCAAUGAGGUCCAUCCCUUCCAGCUGAAGAUUUCUUAUCAUGGCAGUGGAGAGGGAGUAGAGAGCGAUGACUCAGAAGGCGAGAACCAGGAGCUUGCACAGAUUGACAGAGAGAGACGGAGAAAUUGCGCCCUCACCCCUUUGGCUACCAGCCAGCAGCACAACCAGGGUCCCGUCUCUCCAGCGAGGUUACGACGCCUCCGCCUCCUCCUAGAUGCCAAUCUGGAGCGUCACUCAUCAGAGGAAGAGCUGGAGCGGAUCAGCUGCGGCGACAACAGGAAGUGGGUGUCGGCCUUCCCUCAGCGCCACAGCGACCAUCACAGCAGCGCCUCCAGCGAUGAAGAAGUGCGAGACCUCUGCGGCUGCCGGUCGCCCCCCGGCUCUACAAGACCUCUGGCUGAACCCGGCGCCACCUGCCUGGCGGCUUCUCCCAGCCCAGUCCUGUUCAGCUCCAGCCCGCCGCGCAACCUGAAGCCGCCCCCCAUGAGGUUUCAGCUGCAGGUGGCUCAGCCCAUCACAGGGCCCAUCAUUCUCACCCACUUUGACCAAUCUGCACCUUAUAGAAAGUAUCGGCACAGCUACAGCGGCGAGCCUGGAAGACCCAGUCUGGACCUGGAAAAAAUGCAACAGAAAAUGCUGCUGAAAAAGAACUGUGGAGGAAAAACACGGACGAUGAAGAUUCGGAAUCUAACCGGCGGUCGUCCUCCGCCCAGGUACUCCUAUGACCCCUCCAUCUUGGCCUUCCGCUCCAUGAGCACAGCGCCCCCCUGUAGAUCCUUGACUCCGUCUGAAGACCCUCCAUGCUCUUAAGCAGAAACCGUCCAAACCAGACUCCAGCCACACCUCCUCGCAUUUAGC
Molecule: messenger RNA, 1322 nt
Organism: Cyprinodon tularosa
Lineage: Eukaryota; Metazoa; Chordata; Actinopteri; Cyprinodontiformes; Cyprinodontidae
Exons: 5
Coding region: 426-1274 (282 amino acids)
Source: RefSeq, a predicted model, not a curated record